Pollicipes pollicipes is the source of this 3212-nucleotide messenger RNA. RefSeq names its product RNA cytidine acetyltransferase l(1)G0020. The coding region runs from base 44 to 3151 and encodes 1035 amino acids. The record is from RefSeq and is a predicted model, not a curated record. The transcript is spliced from 18 exons. Gene Ontology annotation, molecular function: 18S rRNA cytidine N-acetyltransferase activity; tRNA binding; ATP binding. NCBI's taxonomy places the organism in Eukaryota, Metazoa, Arthropoda, Thecostraca, Pollicipedomorpha, Pollicipedidae. Gene Ontology annotation, biological process: rRNA acetylation involved in maturation of SSU-rRNA. Gene Ontology annotation, cellular component: 90S preribosome; nucleolus.
GUGGCGGUGGUUGAAUGUCCCUGUUCCGCAGUGUCAAGCCAAGAUGGUCAGGAAAAAAAUCGAUAACCGAAUUCGGGUGUUGAUCGAAAAUGGUGUUGCUCUUGGUCAUCGAACGAUGUUUGUUGUGGUUGGUGACAAAGGCAGAGAUCAGGUGGUCAUUCUGCACCACAUGCUUUCCAAAGCCAGCAUUCGCGCCCGGCCCAACGUGCUCUGGUGCUACAAAAAGGAACUGGGCUUUAGCAGUCAUAGAAAGAAGAGGAUGCGGCAGCUCCAGAAGAAGAUCAAGUCGGGGAACCUGAACGUCAAUGAAGACGACCCCUUCGAGCUGUUUGUUGCGUCAACCAACAUCCGUUACUGCUAUUACAAAGAGACGCACAAGAUCCUAGGAAGCACAUAUGGGAUGUGUGUGCUGCAGGACUUUGAGGCGCUGACGCCAAACCUGCUGGCGCGGACGGUGGAGACGGUGGAGGGCGGCGGCGUGAUCGUGCUGCUGCUGCGCUCCGUCACCUCGCUGCGGCAGCUCUACACCAUGAGCAUGGACGUGCACGGUCGCUACCGCACCGAGGCGCACCAACACGUGGUCGGCCGCUUCAACGAAAGGUUCAUCCUCUCGCUGGCGUCGUGCCGGCACGCGCUCGUGAUGGACGACCAGCUGAACCUGCUGCCCAUCAGCUCGCACGUGCUGCAGUUGGAGCCGGUGCCGAAGCGGUCGGCGUCUGACCCGCCACCGGCCGGCGCGCGCCAGCUGGCGGAGCUGCGGGACAGCCUGCAGGACACGCAGCCGGUCGGCGCGCUGGUCGGCUGCUGCAAGACCACCGACCAGGCGAAGGCGCUGCUCAAGUUCGUCGAGGCAAUCAGCGAGAAACGUCUGCGCGCGACCGUGUCGCUGACGGCGGCGCGCGGCCGCGGCAAAUCCGCCGCGCUCGGUCUGGCCAUCGCCGCCGCCGUCGGCUUCCAGUACUCCAACAUCUUCGUCACCUCGCCCAGCCCCGAGAACCUGGGCACACUGUUCGAGUUCGUUCUCAAAGGCUUCGACGCGAUGGACUACCAGGAGCACCUCGACUACGAGCUCAUCCAGAGCACCAACCCUGAGUUCAACAAGGCCAUCGUCCGGGUGAACGUCUUCAAGGACCACCGGCAAACCAUCCAGUACAUUCACCCGAGCGACGCUGUGAAGCUGGGCCAGGCCGAGCUGGUGGCCAUCGACGAGGCGGCGGCCAUCCCCCUGCCGCUGGUCAAGGCGCUGCUCGGGCCCUACCUGGUCUUCAUGUCGUCCACCAUCAACGGGUACGAGGGCACCGGCCGCUCCCUAUCGCUGAAGCUGCUGGAUCAGCUGCGCUCCCAGAGCGGCGCCGUCCCGGGCGGCGCCAAGACCGGCGCCGAGGCCGCCCAUAACAUGGGCCGCACGCUGAGCGAGGUGACGCUGGACGAGUCGAUCCGCUACCGCCCGGGCGACCCGAUCGAGUGCUGGCUGAACACGCUGCUCUGCCUGGAUGCCAGCGCAGUGCGGCCGCUCAGCAGCGGCUGCCCGCCGCCGCAGCACUGCGACCUCUACUACAUCAACCGCGACACGCUCUUCUGCUACCACCGCGCCUCCGAGGCCUUCCUCCAGCGGCUCGUCUCGCUGUACGUCGCCUCCCACUACAAGAACUCGCCGAACGACCUGCAGAUGAUGUCGGACGCGCCGGGCCACCACCUGUUCUGCCUGCUGGGCCCCGUGGCCGCCAACCAGGCGUUGCUGCCCGAGAUACUCUGCGUGGUCCAGGUGUGCCUGGAGGGCGAGAUCUCCAAGUCGUCGAUCCUGGACGGCCUGUCGCGGGGCAAGCGGGCCGCCGGCGACCUGAUCCCCUGGAACAUCGCGCAGCAGUACCAGGACAAGGAGUUCCCGCAGCUGUCGGGCGCCAGGGUGGUGCGCAUCGCCACCCACCCCGAGUACCAGGGCAUGGGUUACGGUACUCGUGCCCUGGAGCUGCUUCACCAGUACUACGAGUUCAAGUUCCCGCCGCUAGAUGACCUACCGGACCCCGCAGACACCCAGGUCGAGCCGGUGACAGAGUCGGAGGUGGGCCUGCUGGACGAGCAGAUCGCGCCGCGGAAGCGCCUGCCGCCGCUGCUGCUGAAGCUGCAGGAGCGGCGUCCCGAACCGCUGGACUACGUCGGCGUCUCGUUCGGCGUUACCCAGCCGCUGCUCAAGUUCUGGAAGAAGGCCGGCUACACGCCCGUCUACAUGAGGCAGACGGCCAACGACCUGACGGGCGAGCACACGUGCAUCAUGCUGCGGCUGCUGCAGCCGGAGGGCGCCGCGCCGCCGCCGGCCGACCACUGGCUGCGCGCCUUCUGGACAGACUUCCGGCGCCGCUUCCUGGCGCUGCUCGCCUACCAGUUCUCCGUCUUCCCCACCGGCCUGGCGCUGAGCGUGCUGACCAACCGGAUCCAGGCGGACGCGGCGGCCGAGGUGGAGCGGGCCGUGCUAGAGGAGUUCGUCAGCCCUUACGACCUGCGCCGGCUAGAGCUGUACGCCACCAACAUGGCCGACUACCACCUGAUCACGGACCUGCUGCCGGCCGUGGCCCGGCUUUUCCUGCUGGGCAGGUUCGGCGCUUGUCACCUCUCGCCCGUGCAGACGUGCAUUCUGAUCGGGUUAGGUCUACAGCAUAAGACGGUGGACCAACUGGCCACGGAGCUGGACCUGGCGGCGAGCCAGCUGCUCGGCCUCUUCAACAGGACCAUCCGCAAGCUGACCCAGGUGCUGCGCGCGGUGUACGAGAAGGAGAUUGAGCAGACAUUCGCAGCGCGGAAGACCGUCGACAUGGAGCCGGCGGCCAAGACCAUCAGCGACGAGCUGGAGGAGGCGGCGCAGGAGCUGGCCGCGAAGCAGAAAGCUGAGCUGGAGAAGCUGAAGCUGCAGGACCUGAGCCAGUACGUCAUCAAGGGCUCCGAGGGCGACUGGGACGCCGCGCUCGGCGCCGGCAAAAAAACCAAGAACUCCGUCUCCGUCAAAAGCGGCGAGAAGCGGCUGGAACGCUCAGCUGUUGAUAUGGACAUCGACGCCAUGGACGUGUCGGUGCCCAAGAAGGCCAAGCGCGAGAAGUUCAAGAACGUCGGCAAACCCAAGAUGGAGGGCAAGAAGGGCAAGGCCAGCCGGAGGUGAACGUGAAUAGCUCAUAUCAAGUUGUAUCACAUGGUCGUCGCAUUACAAGAGUCAUGAGAUC